Messenger RNA from Dioscorea cayenensis subsp. rotundata (Guinea yam), 1493 nucleotides. RefSeq lists its product as uncharacterized. NCBI's taxonomy places the organism in Eukaryota, Viridiplantae, Streptophyta, Magnoliopsida, Dioscoreales, Dioscoreaceae. Bases 157 to 924 code for a protein of 255 amino acids. The transcript has a single exon. The record is from RefSeq and is a predicted model, not a curated record.
UCUGAUUUCAGGGGACGCCUCGAAGAACGAAAACCCUCCCAAAUCGAGAUCGCGAUCGAGAUCGAAACCCUAAAUUGCUCGAUUUCUUGGGGUUUGGAAAUCCAUGGUGGCGUCUGCAAUGGCGGACGGGAGGAGGACCGGCGAGCGACGGUGUUGAUGAAGUGCAAGCGCCACCCAUUUGAGGGUGGCGUUGGGGUCUGCGCGUCUUGUCUCCGUGAGCGCCUCCUCGAGCUCGCAGCCGCCCAGAACGCUAUCUCUCUCCCACCGCCGCUGCCACCACCGCCACCGCCACCGCCUCCACUUGAUUUCCCGCGCUCGGUGUCGCCAUACCUCUCUCGCCGCCGAUGCCUGAACCCCGACGAAUCCCGUCACUUCCCUCGCUUCUACAGCACCCCACAGUGCGGCGGCGUCGCACCGAAGAGGUUCUCUAUAUUCUCUGCCUUAUUUGGAAAUCAUAGAUCUGGAGCCAUCGAGCCUGAGCUUGAGUAUGCCAAGGGGUCGAAGACCGGGUCCUGGUUCUCGGCCUUCAUCCGUGGACGCCGGAGAAAGGAUCGCGAUCCCCCGUUAGAAUCCCGAGAAUCAUGGCACCCCGGCACCCGUGGCAUGUCUCCGGCGAGGUUCGCUUACUACGACAAUGAUCCCGAGCCCGAGUCUUCAAGCGGCGAUGAUGCGGAAUGGCGGAUGCCGGCGCCGACACCGGCGAGGAAGUUCCCUGCUGGAGGUCGCCAUCGCGCAGGAUCCAUGACGGGGUUCUCAGUGUGCUUAAGCCCUCUCGUUUGGGCAAGCCCUAACCGCCGGCGAUUCCCGGCGGCGGAGGGGUGCUCCGCCUCCGGCGAGGGUCGUUCUUACAGUCGACACGUGUCCGGCGUAUCUCUGGGGCACAAUCGCUCGCGGAAGCUGGCGGAUCUUGGUAGGUUUCAAUGACGCUUUUGCCCUCGCUUUCUCUUCUUUUUUACACCUCUCCUUUUGUUUUUGGGAUUUUCUAGAAAAAAAAAAAUCGAAGAAAAGGGUUUUUUUCUUUGUUUUUUUUUUAUUUUUAAUAAUAUUUUAUUAGUUUAGCGGGUCGGAAUUUGUACAGAAAUCCAAGUAUUUUUAAAUGGUGUGAAAAAUUACUUGAUCGCCCCCUGAGGGUAAUUUAGUCAUUUAAGUGCAAGGCGUUGGGUUAUUGUUGGUAUUAUAUAUUUUUGACACGUGGACUUUAACAAAUGGAUUUUCUUUCACAUCUUGGUCUCCGAUUAAGUGUGAAUUUAGGUAUAUAGAGCUUGAUCUACGAAUUGAGUUUCUAAUAAAUAACUUGAACAUACCUUAAUUGAAUAUAUAUAUAUAUAUCCAUUAACCUUGAAUUUCUUUUUUAUUGAUUAAUAAUGGAUUUUGUCUAGCUUGGAAUAGUGAAUUUUUAAUUUUUUACUGAGAAAAAUUUUUAUCUGUAACAUUGUUUUUAUUUAAUCAUAUAUUGCCUAAAAUGAUCAUAUUGGUAUAUUUUAAUUAAUUGC